CCCUGAAGGCAGCGCUGCUGCACACACAUGCUAUCAACACUGCAUGUAGCUUGUUGCUAGCAUCUCCACAACAUGGGAAAGUAAAGUGACAGCGUGCUGGUUAAAGCCAAAGUUAGCCUGCUGGAAUGAAGACAGUAUAACAGUUUAAUUAGUCCAGUUGGUAUUUGUUUAGGGAGAGCUGCCAAAAUGGUGAAGGAGCAGUUCAGAGAGACAGAUGUGGCCAAAAAAAUAAGCCACAUCUGCUUUGGGAUGAAAUCUGCUGAACAAAUGCGUCAGCAGGCCCACAUCCAGGUGGUCAGCAAGAAUCUGUACAGUCAAGACACCAAACACACUCCGCUGUCCUAUGGAGUGUUGGACCACCGAAUGGGCACCAGUGAGAAAGACAGACCCUGUUUGACAUGUGGGAAGAAUCUGGCAGAUUGCUUGGGACAUUAUGGCUACUUGGAUCUAGAGCUGCCGUGUUUUCAUGUUGGCUAUUUCAAAGCCAUCAUAGGAAUUUUACAGAUGAUUUGCAAGACGUGCUCAAGCAUUAUGCUGACAAAAGAGGAGAAACUGCAGUUCAUGGAUUUCUUGAAAAGGCCCAACCUGGCCUAUCUCCAGAAACGAGGCUUGAAGAAGAAGAUCUCUGAUAAAUGCCGCAAAAGGACAAUUUGUCUUAAUUGUUCCGCAUUCAAUGGACCGGUGAAAAAGUGCGGCCUGCUCAAGAUCAUCCAUGAGAAGUAUAAAACAACCAAGAAGGUGGUGGAUCCUUUUGUGUCAGAAUUCAUACAGUCCUUUGACAUCGCCAUAGAGCACAACAAAGUGAUGGAGCCUCUGCUGACCAGAGCACAGGAAAACCUGAAUCCUCUGGUGGUGUUAAACAUGUUCAAGAGGAUUCCCCAAGAAGACAUUCCCCUGCUGCUGAUGAACCCUGAGGCAGGGAAACCUGCAGACCUCAUUCUUACCCGCCUCCUGGUGCCUCCCCUCUGCAUACGACCCUCUGUGGUCAGCGACCUGAAGUCAGGCACCAAUGAAGACGACCUCACCAUGAAGCUCACCGAGAUAAUCUUCCUCAACGAUGUCAUCAAAAAGCAAUCGCCGAUGGACGAUGGCAUCGUCUAUCUGCCGAACCCUAUUGCCACGUUUCCCUUAAUUGUCAGUUUGAUGAAAUCAUGUGUUUUCUCGCACAGAGCUCAGAUGGAGCCAGGCUCAGCAGUGGGGGCCCUGUGUGCACAGAGCAUCGGGGAGCCCGGUACUCAGAUGACCUUGAAAACUUUCCAUUUUGCUGGUGUAGCAUCCAUGAAUAUCACUCUGGGGGUGCCUCGCAUCAAAGAGAUCAUUAAUGCCUCCAAGAACAUCAGCACGCCUAUAAUCACUGCUCAUUUGGAUGUGGAAGACGACGCUGACUUUGCCAGGCUAGUUAAGGGGAGGAUAGAGAAAACUCUUCUAGGAGAGAUUUCUGAGUACAUUGAAGAAGUGUUUCUGCCAGAUGACUGUUUCAUUCUGGUGAAAUUGUCACUGGAGAGAAUAAGGCUGCUGCGACUGGAGGUAAAUGCAGAAACGGUGCGUUACUCCAUCUGCAUGUCUAAACUACGAGUGAAACCUGGAGACAUCGCUGUGCACGGCGAGGCGGUGGUGUGCGUGUCUCCACGAGAGAACAGCAAAAGCUCCAUGUACUAUGUGCUGCAGUCAUUAAAAGAGGAACUGCCUAAGGUGGUGGUUCAAGGCAUACCUGAGGUUUCCCGAGCUGUCAUUCACAUCGACGAACAGAGCGGCAAGAACAAGUACAAACUCCUGGUGGAGGGGGACAACCUGAGAGCUGUCAUGGCAACGCACGGAGUGAAUGGAAGCAGGACCACUUCAAACAAUACGUAUGAGGUUGAGAGGACCUUGGGUAUUGAGGCUGCUAGAUCCACCAUCAUCAAUGAGAUUCAGUACACCAUGGUGAACCACGGAAUGAGCAUUGACCGGCGUCACGUCAUGCUUCUAGCAGAUCUCAUGUCCUAUAAGGGGGAGAUAUUGGGAAUCACCAGGUUCGGUUUAGCCAAAAUGAAGGAGAGUGUCCUCAUGCUGGCCUCCUUCGAGAAAACAGCUGAUCAUCUCUUCGACGCCGCCUACUUCGGUCAAAAGGACUCUGUCUGUGGUGUAUCUGAGUGCAUCAUUAUGGGGAUUCCAAUGAACAUCGGAACAGGACUGUUUAAACUCCUUCACAAGGCUGACAAGGAUCCCUCUCCUGUCAAAAGGCCUCUCCUCUUUGAUAGUGCCGACUUCCAUAUACCUCUGUUCACAUAGCAUCAAGGAAAGAAACGGCAGCGGUGUGUGAAAUUUGUGAAUUUCCCAGAGCCUGUUGUCUAUAGACAUUUUAAGAUUAUCUUCAGCAAAUAGAGAAGUGCCUGCCACAGUGUCGGAUCAUUUCCUGUUUGGGGAUUUACCAGAAAAGGAGGUUGUCUUCUUUUUUGCCGCGACGUUGUUGCUGACGCCACAGACUCUGAGAAUGCUGCAUUUAAUUUUACAAAGCAAGUUUGUUAGCAUGCAAGAGUUAGUGGAGUUGCUUAUUAUUUCAGUUUCAAUAUUGUAAUCUGUGAGGAGAAUACAGAAAAUUUAAGAUGCUUGUUCUUUUCUGGCUUUUUACUUGUUUAUUAAACUGUGUUUUCUCGGUUAUUAAGAAGUUACAUAAUAUGUUCCCUCAAUGUAAUGACAUUGAACACUGUGAGAAAUCUUUUUGGCGGCAUUUUGUAUGUAUAACAUAAUUCAGUUAUAUAAACGUGUGCAGCAGACUUGAGAAUACUUCUUAAUCAUAAAGCAGACUUGACCUCUUCUGUACGGGCACUUAUUUUUACAUAAGGACUUUUUCUCAUUCACACUGCAAAAACCAGUUCAAUUUAUCUUUUUUUUGUUUUGAUACAAGAUUCAGAUCUGCAGGGGUUCCCUGAGAUUGAAAUCUUCAAUCCCUUAUGAAGUCUAUUCAUAUAAUAAUGUAUAUAUGUAAUAAAAUUAAAUGACCCAGAAAAA
Micropterus dolomieu (smallmouth bass) is the source of this 2991-nucleotide messenger RNA. It is a transcript of the gene polr3a, whose product is annotated as polymerase (RNA) III (DNA directed) polypeptide A. Bases 187 to 2271 code for a protein of 694 amino acids. The transcript has 14 exons. Gene Ontology annotation, molecular function: DNA binding; DNA-directed RNA polymerase activity. The record is from RefSeq and is a predicted model, not a curated record. Lineage: Eukaryota; Metazoa; Chordata; Actinopteri; Centrarchiformes; Centrarchidae. Gene Ontology annotation, biological process: DNA-templated transcription.